Molecule: messenger RNA, 2850 nt
Organism: Paramisgurnus dabryanus
Lineage: Eukaryota; Metazoa; Chordata; Actinopteri; Cypriniformes; Cobitidae
Gene: fancc
Product: FA complementation group C
Biological process (GO): cellular response to oxidative stress; interstrand cross-link repair; nucleotide-excision repair
Cellular component (GO): Fanconi anaemia nuclear complex
Source: RefSeq, a predicted model, not a curated record
AAGAGGGAAGUUCAGAAAGAUUUGUACAAUACUGCAGCCUAUGCCGCCAAAACUUUUUAGGUUAAUUUAACUGUCUUCCAUACCAUUAGCCUACAAUUUUCAGAAGGGAUGACAAGAAGUGCAUGUCAGCAGUCGGACUGAACAGGAGAACGACGUCGCGUGCUGUCAAACUGAACGACAGAAAUCUGCAGACUCUGCAUCUGGCGAACAAACACUCUCUUCAGCUGACUGAUUUGAUUUUAAGAUUACAGAUAAUGGCAUCCUUUUCUGAGACAGAAGUGCAGUUUUGGAUGGCCAAAGCAGUGAACUGGUGUGAAACUACUUCCAGGUCAACGCUUCUGGACACAAGCAGACACCUUAUUGGUUUGAGAAGCUUUCUUCAGCAACUUCUGCAAGGUCUUCAACAAAUGAGCUCCACUAGCGAGGCAAUGAGGACGUUUCCCUUUGUGGGCCAGCUCUUGGGAAGACUGUGUUGGAACCCAUGUGUUAUUGCGGAUGAGAGCAGCCAGACGCUCCUGCUGCGCUGUUUGAACUGUCUGUACAGCAUUGAGCCUCUGAAUGCCAUCGAACGGAAAGCCAACAUGUGGAUCAAGAGUUUGUUGUGUCAUCUGAUAUCAGAUGAGGAGGGCAGUGUAGAUCAUGCUACAGUAAAACAUGCCGGAUUAACUCCUCAACAAUACCACUUGGACGCUCUUGAAAAGGUGGUUUCAUUAAUGACACAGGAGGUCAUUAAAGGCUGUGAUGGUUCGCCAAACUCAUCAGCGAGGUGUUCAAACUUGAACAUUCACACCAUGUCAACCGCAUGCGUUCCCCUGGUCACAUGUCAACAUAUGGCACCUGUCAUUGGUGCUCUGUUAAAGCACUCCCUACUGUGUGCAUCUUCCUGUCUGAGCAAAGAGUUCAUUGAAGAAGUCAGUAAGGCCUGGAUUAGCAAAAGACUUGUGAUAGAGGAAGAGGCUGUGGUUGCCCUAUAUUGUCAUAACCCCACCUGUCUUGAGGGGGCAGCAGUGAGCUUACUGGAAUCUGUAUUGUCUGAUCCUAAUAUAGUUACAGAGAGUCUGGACAAGUAUGUCAAUGAGACAUUACUGCCACAAGCAUCGGCCAUUCACUGUCACAUCUUCCUGACCAUCAAUGAGAUUUACAGGAAUGUGCUGUUGGAGAUUGAUGAGAACAUUGCCGUGAGAACCCUCAUACAGGUUUAUACUGACUGCUUCCUUCAGAGACUGAAUGCGCACAAACCACAGGAUCGUCUGCCACUCAGAGCCUUCUUUCCAAAUGUGAUGCCCAGUUUACUCGUCCCUUUAUUGACAGCCCCUUCAGACGUUCCCCGGGCAGCCUGGCUGGAUCAUCUGAACUGGAUAAGAAGAUCUCUUCAGAGUGUGGUGGAGAUCGAAGAGGAGGGAGAUGAUGGGGCAUAUCAGGUUGUGUUUGAGGCCUGGUUCCUGCUGGUGCAAUGUGGUUUCUGGGCAGACGCAGCUGCUGAGCUCCUCGUUCUGACAGAUUCGGAGAACUCCAAACCACUUCUCUGGCUCCUGACAUUUUUACACCACCCCACCAACAGAGGGCACCAAAGGUCUCAGCAAACCGCGGUGGCAGAAGAAGCCUGGGCUCAUAUAAGGAUGCUGUUUCAUGCUCAUCCACCCCUUCCCAGACACCUCAGUGCUGUGAAAGAGCUCCUUUCCUUAAGCAUUUCUAGAAACCUCGUCCUGCAUCUGUUUUUAAACUUUGUCGUCUUUGCCCAUGGACCCGUUAACCUUACCACGGAAAUAAUUGACAAGGUGCUGAUUGACGCUGGUGUGAAGCGGAGGGCACUGUGGAUUCUCUCCUCAAUAGACUGCAGACUAAACAGAACAACUUUGCCAGAGGACAGGGUUCAGUCCAGGCUGAGGACGCUUCAGGAAACCCUCCUCGCACCCUGCACCAAUAUCUUCGCAUAGAAGCUCUCAGUUUCAGGUGCUACUAUUUAUUGAGAGAAGGAUUUCUGGCGUGGCACCGAAAUGCUGAAUGGGACAAAACAGCAUUUUUAAGAGAAGCCCAGCUGCUUUUUUAUUUAAAAGCAGUUGGUGGUCUUUGGUUAAACCCGAGAGGGGCCUACAGACUCGUGUAAGCAAUCCACAAUGAUGUACUGAGCCAAAUAAACGAAACACAUACAUAUAUGUUUAUGUCUAAGUGAUUUGGAGAAAUGUAAAUUGACUCCUGUCAGAUUUGGUCGUAUUUUGUAAGUAGUCUUUGCUCAAUGUCCUCCCACACACAUGUUUGACAGGAGAGCGUGCCUAAGUCCUUCUCACCACAUGAAUGCUCGCAUCUGUGUGUGUACUCCCAAAGUGAUCCUCAUUGAAUAGUUUAGUCUCUGCGUACUGUACUUUCUAGGCUUCAUCAUCAUCAUCAGUAUUGAGUCUCAGUCUCCAUGUCUGUUUUCCUCUGUUAUUUUCCUCUGUCCCACCCUUUCUCAAACAGUUCAUUACUCAAAACUGGGUCAUACUGAAUAUACUGCUGUAAGAUUUAUUCACGUUUUCUUUCAUUUGCAUAAGUGCAGGAAAUUAAAAAGCUGAAUGUCAUUUAAUAGAAGGCUAAGCUGCUUCUGCACCUUAAUCAAAUUAUAAGGACCACAACUAGGCAGAUUGCAUUAUUCUUCUGAUCGAUGAUGAAUAGUUAUUGAACAAACAAAAGAUUUUAUAAAGUAUCACAAGAUGUUUUGUCUUAAAUAUUAGAAAUGUCCAUCUUUGUUUGUUUGCCUAAAAGUGAAGAUAAAGUUACAUGUUUAGAUUGCAAACAUGCGUGAGUAGCGCAUAUUUCCACCCUAAACAUUUUCUUCAUAUCUGAUGAGAAGUCUGGGACUUGAGCGGCGGG